Molecule: messenger RNA, 534 nt
Organism: Pediculus humanus corporis (human body louse)
Lineage: Eukaryota; Metazoa; Arthropoda; Insecta; Psocodea; Pediculidae
Product: lozenge, putative
Exons: 3
Coding region: 1-534 (177 amino acids)
Biological process (GO): regulation of DNA-templated transcription
Cellular component (GO): nucleus
Molecular function (GO): DNA-binding transcription factor activity, RNA polymerase II-specific; RNA polymerase II cis-regulatory region sequence-specific DNA binding; ATP binding
Source: RefSeq, a predicted model, not a curated record
AUGGCCGCCGACCAGACCGGCGGUGAUAAUACAUCCGCAAAUGGAGAUCUUUGGUGGACAGAAAGAAUUCUUCACGAAAUACAAGCGGAACAUCCGGGAGAAUUAGUGAGAACGGGAAGCCCUUAUUUUUUGUGUUCUGUUUUGCCCACCCAUUGGCGUUCUAAUAAGACAUUACCCAUCGCGUUUAAAGUCGUCGCUUUGGGAGACGUUAUGGAUGGUACAAUUGUGACUGUGAGAGCCGGAAAUGACGAAAAUUGUUGUGCGGAACUGAGAAAUUGUACGGCGGUUAUGAAAAAUCAAAUUGCAAAAUUUAACGAUUUGAGAUUUGUUGGAAGAAGCGGAAGAGGGAAAAGUUUUACAAUAACAAUAACGAUAAGCAGUUCUCCUCCUCAAGUUACCACCUAUACAAAAGCAAUUAAAGUCACCGUCGAUGGUCCAAGAGAACCGAGAUCAAAAACAAGAGCAACACAAUACACAAUUCACACUUCAAUUAACCUUUAUUUCAAAUACGUUCACCUUAAAAGAUUUCAUUAA